Nanorana parkeri is the source of this 2989-nucleotide messenger RNA. RefSeq names its product MLLT6, PHD finger domain containing (gene MLLT6). The transcript has 20 exons. NCBI's taxonomy places the organism in Eukaryota, Metazoa, Chordata, Amphibia, Anura, Dicroglossidae. Gene Ontology annotation, molecular function: histone binding; nucleosome binding. The coding region runs from base 78 to 2804 and encodes 908 amino acids. Gene Ontology annotation, cellular component: nucleus. The record is from RefSeq and is a predicted model, not a curated record. Gene Ontology annotation, biological process: regulation of transcription by RNA polymerase II.
GUGCGGGAUGCCGGGCUGUUGGCGGCGCUCAUGCCAAAUGUAACCUCUCGCUCAGGGUGUUCGGAGAAAAGCUGCGCAUGCGCAGUGUUCUUAACAGGUCGGCCGUCUGGCCCCGGGGAGAGUGUCGGAUCCAUGGGAGGAUGAAGGAGAUGGUUGGAGGUUGUUGCGUGUGCUCGGAUGAGAGGGGCUGGGCCGAAAACCCGCUGGUCUAUUGUGACGGGCACGGGUGCAAUGUGGCCGUGCACCAAGCAUGUUAUGGCAUUGUGCAGGUGCCCACAGGACCAUGGUUCUGCCGAAAAUGCGAAUCACAAGAACGAGCUGCCAGGGUGAGAUGUGAUCUUUGCCCACAUAAAGAGGGGGCGCUUAAGAGAACGGACAAUGGAGGUUGGGCACAUGUGGUAUGUGCACUGUACAUCCCAGAGGUUCAGUUUGCCAAUGUCCUGACAAUGGAGCCUAUUGUCCUGCAAUAUGUGCCUCAUGAUCGAUUUAAUAAGACAUGCUACAUCUGUGAAGAACAGGGAAGAGAGAGCAGGGCCGCUUCUGGGGCCUGUAUGACUUGUAAUCGGCAUGGCUGUCGGCAGGCAUUUCAUGUGACAUGUGCUCAAAUGGCUGGUCUGCUGUGUGAGGAGGAGGCUCAAGAGGUUGACAAUGUUAAGUACAUUGGCUACUGCAAGUACCACUUCAACAAGAUGGUGAGAGAUCCACAGAAAGUCUCCCGACUCCCUUGUCCCAUCAUACCUGGGCGCUGCAGCCGGUCAGAUUCCCCUUCAAUGGAAAAAACCCUCUAUUACAAAGAGCGGCAGAAAAAGAGUCAUAAGGACCGGGAGCGUGUUCGCCAUAGGAAGCACCGUGAUUCACCAGGGCACAUAACUGCCCCACCCCUACUGCCCAUCUCUGUGGAGAAGCAUGAAAUCAGCGCAGACAGUCCAGAGGUCACAAGGUCAGAGUUAAAAGGCAAGAAACCAUAUGAACACAGAGGUCGCAAAAUAGGAAGUGGAAAAAAUGCUUCUGGAGCCAGUGGUGCAUCCUCUACAGGUAGUGUUUCCUCUCCUCCUGAUUUGGUCACUUUCCCCAAGUUGGAAGAACAGGAGGAGGAAGAGGAGGAUGAUGAAGAAGAGGAUGAUGAUGACGCAGGGAGAUCCUCCAGGCCAACACCAUCAUCUCCUCCAGAACUCACAUUCUCCAGCUUUGGUUCCAUCAUGCGCUUCUCUAGUGAAUCCUUAACACAUGCCCGACCAUGGGACACCUCCUCUGGGGAAGCUAGACAGCAGAAGUGGAGCAGAGAUGGUACUGAGCCCCCACGGGAAAAGAAACGCAAGGGCAGCCAGAAAAGUAGACAUGGUCCUGGAAGACCCCGGGGGAGCAAGAAUAACCCACCACAUAGCAUGUCCUCUUCCAGUUUGCCUCUUCCUCCACGGCAUUACACACACCAAUCUGCUCUUCACAGUGUCAGCAUGGAGUCGUCCCUGCUAUCCUCAGGUAUCUACACCAGUAAUAAGGACCCCAUCUCUGUAAGGACGGCGUGCAGCACCCCAAUCCCUUCCAGCAUCUUAUCUCACCAGACCUCCCUUCCUCCAUACAGCAGAGCUUGCUCCAUAACCCCUUCUUCCACAGCCUCCACCACACAGGUCUUUUCAUUGCCUGGCUCCACAUUUAGCAUCCCGUCAUCUCACAUUUUUGGAAGUCCUCUAUCCAUGCCUCCACUCCUGAGCCAAACUGAAAGCAAUAGGACAGAGCCUGAAAUCGAAGAUUGCAGCUUUGUGUGUAGUGGAAGUUCUCCAAGAGAAAGUCUUUCCUCCAUGUCACCCAUCAGUAGUCUCCCUCCUCUGUUUGAUUCAAGUGGCCCAUCCAAUAGCGACAAUGUACCACAGAUCACAGCCAACCUUGAGCAGUUGCUGGAGAAGCACGGAGAGGCAGGGGUUAACAUUGUGGACAUGCUUCAAGCUCUGCACUCUCUGCAGAAAGAGAAUCGUUCCCUGCAGGAUCAGAUAUUGACUCUUACGGCUCGUAAAGAAAAGCUACAGCUACUCAAUGUCCAGCUGGCUUGCCCCUUUCCUCCAAGUUUACCACCAACCAAUAUCUCUAAUUUGAGUUCCCAGGACUCCUUCAGCAAUAAGAGUCCUUCUUCAAAGGGCAGCUUUCGAAUGGAAAACUCUCCUUCUGAGGAUCCACACUCUGGCUGCCCAAGUAGAAGCAGUUCCUGUCUGUCGCACCAUAGUACUCCUCCCCCAGGUCCUCUGUCUCAGACAGCACCAUCACUUCCUGCCAUGGGAGCAGAGCAACUAAUGAAUGGGCUGAUACGAGCUGCAGUCCCCGGAGCCCCCUCUACACUAGCAGCUCUUCCUCUUCUUGGCGCUCUCUCUGGAAAUCCUGGAAUGCUGUCACUAAACAGCAUAAUGGGAAAUAUUAAUGGAAGUCUUCAGGGCACUCUAGGACAGGCCCACAAUCCCCUAUGCAGCGGGACUGCCAGCACACAUAUACCAGCCAGCAGCCUGUCCCCUCUGAACACACUGUCAGAGCAGCAGAGGCAGCUAGCACAGCAGUUACAGCAGAUCACAACUGCUCAUCUUACUGUGGAUCAGCAAAAUGUCUUGUAUCAAAUUGUCCAGCACCUUCAGCAGCGGAGGGACCUCCAGCGUCUUAUGACGCCACCUGCCCCACCUCUGCUUCCUGUGACAUCAACAUGUAGCACUAUGGCAUCUUCACCUACCCCACCCAUCCUUACUGCACAAGCCCCUCCUUUCCUGGGAUCUCAAGGCGAGAGGGGUGGUGAGAAGACGCCCACAAAUCAUGACAAGGGAUGAACCACACCCCCAGAAUCUACCACAUCUGAACAUUCUCUACCCAACCAAAGGGGCCUGGAGCAGAGGAGAGGAUGUUCCCAAAGUCAUCAGUAAAAGGGAAUAUCGAGAAAGUAGGAGGUUACCCAACACAAACAUAUUAAAAAGUGCCGAAUGGUCUGUAGGAGAGUUGAUUCCAUGUAGUCAGU